This is a messenger RNA of Bipolaris sorokiniana ND90Pr, 1796 nucleotides long. RefSeq lists its product as uncharacterized. The record is from RefSeq and is a predicted model, not a curated record. The coding region runs from base 325 to 1518 and encodes 397 amino acids. Gene Ontology annotation, cellular component: cytoplasm. Gene Ontology annotation, molecular function: phosphatase activity; endopolyphosphatase activity. Lineage: Eukaryota; Fungi; Ascomycota; Dothideomycetes; Pleosporales; Pleosporaceae. The transcript has a single exon. Gene Ontology annotation, biological process: polyphosphate catabolic process.
GCCUGCCACACGCCCCGGGCGCGCAUCUGGCUACUAUUCUCUUGUUCGCUCGAGCACUGUCGCCACUCACUUACAUACCACUACAUUGGCUCGGGGGUACAAGCGGUGAAGAACCUAACAUCGCGAAUCCGAGGCGCAAAUCAUUCAUUGACUUUGCAUCCACCAUCAACACACACGCACUACAAGACAAGCAACACAGCGCAGGCGCCGUCUUUUGCAUACAACAGUGCUGUAAGCAACCGGGUCGCGUAACCUCGUGAACGACAUAUCAAGAAAGAAUAUUGCCAGACGUAUACAGCGACACGUCGCACACCUACCAGCCCUAUGACGUACCGCGACCAUAAUGCCUAUGCAUACCCGCCCACCCGGCCACGGCCCCUCAUCGAGCAGAUACCAGACUAUCGCGAAGACCUCGAUGUAUCAGACGAGGAAGACGGAUUCUACCAACGCGAAGACGACUUCUUCCUCCCACCCAAGAUCCAGGUCGCCAUCCUCCGCACAACCGACCGCAUCCCCCGGAGAAUCAAGCGCCACUGCGCCGCAUACAUUUUCGUCUUUUUCCUGGCCAUUGCCAGUUGGUGGACAUACUUUGGCCCGCGUCGCGCCGCAUUUGUCCAGGAACUGCAUCUGAUGGACCACACGCCGACCAUGAGCUAUGGCAGCCAGGUGCGCCCCGAGUUCAAAGGCAUGAUCCAGGUCACGGACAUGGACGAGCAGCAUUUGCCCAAGGAGAACAAGCGCCUCAUCUUCAUCGGCGAUGUUCACGGCUGCCGCGCAGAGCUCGAGCAUCUCCUCAACAAGGUCGCCUUUGACCAGUCGCGCGACCACAUCGUCAUGACGGGCGACAUGAUCGCAAAGGGCCCGGACUCGGCUGGCGUCAUCAAACUCGCCCGCAAAUACGGCGCCUCAUGCGUACGCGGAAACUGGGAAGACAAACUGCUCCUCUCCAUCGCCGAAGCCCAAGACCGCCACGUCCUCGUCAUGCCCACCGCCGCCGACUCCGACGAGUCAAAACUCGAAUUCCUCGGCGCAGCCACCGCAUCCCAGGGCAACGCCAAGUUGCGCAAACUCGCAAAGCAAUUCUCCAAAAAGGAUAUCGACUACCUCCGCCAAUGCCCCGUUAUCCUCCGCGUCGGCACCGUACCCACCCUCGGUACCCUCGUCACCGUGCACGCAGGCCUCGUCCCAGACAUCCCGCUCGAGCACCAAGACCCCUUCCACGUCAUGAACAUGCGCAGCAUCGACCUCAAAACACGGAUUCCAUCGUCCAAGCACAAUGGUACUCCCUGGGAAAAAUUCUGGAACCAUCGCCAGCAGAAAAUGAAGGCGAAGGAGCGCACGACGGCGGUUUAUGGACAUAAUAGGAAGAAGGGGCUUAAUGUGCAUGAGUACUCGUACGGGCUGGAUACCGGGUGUGUUAGUGGGGGAAAGCUUACGGCGUUAGUGGUGGAUGGGGAGGGGAAAGCAGAGAUUGUGCAGGUUAAGUGUGGGGUUGAGGGAGGAUAUGGGAGUGAGUAGGAUGGUAAUGUUUUACAAGUUUUUUUUCCCGCAUUUAUGGCGUUUUUUUUGUUUGUCUGUUGUUGUACGAUAAUUUGGAUAGAUGAGUGGGGUGAGUUAUAUGGGCAUUUUUCACGCAAGCGAUGCAGGCCGACUUCAUUUGUUGGUGUUGAGUAAUUUUGGAUAGCAUAGGGUGUAGACUGUGUGUUGCUGUCAAGGCGAGAUAGAAAUAUAUUGCUCAGAAAUGUGACUUGUAGGUUAGAUAUAGUAAGGCAGUUGACAUAUUAAGAUACUACAAC